Rotaria sp. Silwood2 is the source of this 714-nucleotide messenger RNA. The record is from the annotation of a GenBank genome assembly. NCBI's taxonomy places the organism in Eukaryota, Metazoa, Rotifera, Eurotatoria, Philodinida, Philodinidae.
AUGAAUAAUAGAAGUGCUACUGUUACUCAAUAUGCAAGUAUUGCCAAUAUUCCUAUUGGUGAUUCAACAAUAAUAAAUAAAAGUCAAUUACCUGAAUCAAAACUUUCUUAUUAUCCAAAAGCAAAUUUUAAUUCAAAUGAAUCAUUAUCAGCAGCAAUGAAUAUAACAGAAAAAUUCGAACGAGCAUUAUCUAAUAUAGCACCAUUUUUACGAGAUAUAUUUACAGAACUUUUACAUAUUCUUACAAAAAUAUUAGUUGAUUCACAUAGACAAGAAUUAUUAUCUAGUGGUUUACAUGCUCUUAAACAAACAAUAUCAAUUGUUGAACUUUUAAUUGAAGAACGUUUAUUAUCCGAUGCAAGUAAAAAUUGUAUUGUUAAAGUAGCUAAUGAGGCUGAUUUUAUACUUAAUCGUAUGUGUGCUGAUGAUAUACGUAAAGCAAGUGAAUUUGAACAAUUAUCAGUACAAACAACUGUUGAACCUAUGAUGAUUAAUGAUAAAAUAGCUUAUUCAAAUAGUUCAAGAUCAUUUUGGAAAUUAGAUCCAUGGGAAGAUGUUUUAAGACGACGAAUACGUUUAAUACGUAAUCCAAAUGGUUCUAUACAUAAUGAAGCAACACAAAAAUCAUCAUUUAAUGGUAUUAAUAAUGAUUUAAUAACAUCUGUUAUACACAGGCUUCGUAGCGGUCUUCUCCGGAUAUAUAGGAAAAUAUAG